Messenger RNA from Bipolaris sorokiniana ND90Pr, 564 nucleotides. RefSeq lists its product as uncharacterized. The transcript has a single exon. The coding region runs from base 111 to 455 and encodes 114 amino acids. NCBI's taxonomy places the organism in Eukaryota, Fungi, Ascomycota, Dothideomycetes, Pleosporales, Pleosporaceae. The record is from RefSeq and is a predicted model, not a curated record.
GCACGAUCAAUUGCCAAUUCCACAAGGAACAGCGACGGAAAGCUAGAAGGGUAGACGACUACUACCAUAGCACGAUUUCCGCCGAAGAAUGCAUAGCAAAGAACUGCAGAAUGCAUAGGGCCCAAGUACGGGAAACGCCAGUAGAGCACAGUAAACUCCUAUGGACGCAUUGCAGGAAAGGAUGCGCUAUGCACCAACAACAGUUCGAGGAUGCUCGACAGGUAGACAACCACUACCAUAGCACCCUACCAGCGAACAUUUGUGAGGCAAAGGAUUGCCCGAUUCACAAGAGCAGGAAGCCGGAACCAAGGAAGAGGACCACGCAACGAAAGAUGCCCCAUGAGAAUAUCCAUUGGAGCUUCUGCUACAACGACCAGUGUACGAUACACUAUUCCGCCAAGGCAGGCGAAGGCUACUUCCCAAAAAAGAAGGGAAGCAGGCAGUCAAAAAACUAGGAUGCCACCAGGGACAGGGUCACGCUGGCAAAGGCAGUCCUAAAACGACCCUUAGACAAGUACAGGAAGUGGGAGCAAAAGAAUUGCAAUUGAAAGCCACAGUACUUGU